Messenger RNA from Mycosarcoma maydis (corn smut), 510 nucleotides. RefSeq lists its product as uncharacterized. The transcript has a single exon. Bases 1 to 510 code for a protein of 169 amino acids. The record is from RefSeq and is a predicted model, not a curated record. NCBI's taxonomy places the organism in Eukaryota, Fungi, Basidiomycota, Ustilaginomycetes, Ustilaginales.
AUGACUGUUCAAAGCGUUUCCAAGGAGCAACAGCAGAUGCCGUUGCCGUUGCAGACGAUCUUUGCUGCGAGCAAGAGAGAUGUUCAAUACGCCGAUGAACGGCGGAGCUCCACACAGACACCGAGCACUUUCACAUCAGCUGGUACCUUGCACAUGGAUCUGCGUGAUGCGCUUCGCUUCGAGACGGCCACAGCAACCCAACUUAAUGUUAUUGCACACAAGCCAGGCCAAGCCCAAACGAUUCGUGAUUGGUUCCCUUUGACGAUUGCGCACUUGAGUCACAGAGUGUUGUACGAAAACCUUCCUAUUCGAGUCGAGCCAUGGUGCAUGCAAAGGCAAAUCCAAUCCAAUCGUGGAUUCCACGCGCAAGCCCACGCUGAUGAAAAUUCACGAUUCUCGUGUCAGCUUCCGCAUUCCCAUCACGAAUUACGAAAUACGGAUCGUGAAUAUCUGACUCUUGCCAAAUCAAGCGCAAACCAACACGCAAAGCACUCUUGCACGGCGUGUUGA